Terrapene triunguis (Three-toed box turtle) is the source of this 2510-nucleotide messenger RNA. Its product is annotated as myosin-7-like. The annotation marks the transcript as partial. Gene Ontology annotation, biological process: vesicle transport along actin filament; actin filament organization. Gene Ontology annotation, cellular component: actin cytoskeleton; myosin complex; vesicle. Gene Ontology annotation, molecular function: actin filament binding; microfilament motor activity; ATP binding. The record is from RefSeq and is a predicted model, not a curated record. The transcript is spliced from 20 exons. Lineage: Eukaryota; Metazoa; Chordata; Testudines; Emydidae.
GGGCUAUAUAACGGGGAACCCACCUCGGCCGCCCCUCCACAGCCCCCCGUUUGUGUUGGUGUGAGGACUCCAGACCCGUGGCAGCCAGCCCAGCCCACCUCAUUCUUCCCCCGUAGGAGCGUCAGAGGAAAAGAAAAGAGCUCGCCAUGCCGGACGCAGAGAUGGCCGAGUUUGGGGCCGCCGCCCCCUUCCUGCGCCAGUCGGACAAGCUGCGGCUCGAAGCGCAGACCCGGCCCUUCGACCUGAAGAAGGACAUCUUCGUGCCGGACCCCAAGGAGGAGUUUGUCAAGGCCAAGAUAAUCUCCCGGGAUGGGGCCAAAGUCACCGCCGAGACUGAGCACGGCCAGACGGUGACGGUGAAGGAGGAUCAGAUCAUGCAGCAGAACCCGCCAAAGUUCGACAAGAUUGAGGACAUGGCCAUGCUGACGUUCCUGCAUGAGCCGGCCGUGCUCUACAACCUCAAGGAGCGAUACGCCGCCUGGAUGAUCUACACCUACUCGGGGCUGUUCUGCGUGACGGUCAAUCCCUACAAGUGGUUGCCGGUCUAUAACGCGGAGGUGGUGGGCGCUUACAGGGGCAAGAAGAGAAGCGAAGCCCCGCCCCACAUCUUCUCCAUCUCUGACAACGCCUACCAGAACAUGCUGACGGAUCGAGAGAACCAGUCCAUCCUCAUCACCGGAGAAUCCGGGGCGGGGAAGACCGUGAACACCAAGCGGGUCAUUCAGUACUUUGCCGUCAUCGCGGCCAUCAGUGACCGCAGCAAGAAGGAACAGGUGGACAAGAGCAAGGGGACCCUGGAGGAUCAAAUCAUCCAGGCCAACCCCGCCCUGGAGGCCUUUGGCAACGCCAAGACCGUGAGGAACGACAACUCGUCCCGAUUCGGUAAAUUCAUCCGGAUUCAUUUCGGGGCGACGGGGAAGUUGGCUUCAGCUGAUAUAGAGACCUAUCUCCUGGAAAAAUCCCGGGUCAUCUGCCAGCUCAAAUCCGAGAGGAGCUAUCACAUCUACUACCAGAUCCUGUCCAACAAAAAGCCAGAACUCCUGGACAUGAUGCUGGUGACCAACAACCCAUAUGACUACGCCUUCAUCUCCCAAGGAGAGACCACGGUGUCUUCCAUCGAUGAUGCCGAAGAGUUGAUAGCCACCGAUAGCGCCUUUGACAUCUUGGGCUUCACUCAGGAGGAGAAGAACUCCUUGUACAAGCUGACAGGUGCCAUCAUGCACUUCGGGAACAUGAAGUUCAAGCAGAAGCAGCGCGAGGAGCAGGCCGAGCCUGACGGCACCGAAGAGGCGGACAAAUCUGCCUACCUGAUGGGGUUGAACUCGUCAGAUCUACUGAAGGGGCUUGUUCACCCACGGGUCAAGGUGGGGAACGAAUAUGUGACCAAGGGGCAGACUGUCCAGCAGGUAGCUUAUGCUGUAGGAGCCCUGGCCAAGUCCGUGUAUGAGAAGAUGUUCGGCUGGAUGGUGACCAGGAUCAACAACACCCUCGAGACGAAGCAGCCGCGUCAGUAUUUCAUCGGGGUGCUGGACAUUGCUGGCUUUGAGAUCUUUGAUUUCAACAGCUUCGAGCAGCUCUGCAUCAACUUCACCAACGAGAAGCUGCAGCAGUUCUUCAACCACCACAUGUUCGUGCUGGAGCAGGAGGAGUACAAGAAGGAGGGGAUCGAGUGGGUGUUCAUCGACUUCGGCAUGGACCUGCAGGCCUGCAUAGACCUCAUUGAGAAGCCCAUGGGCAUCAUGUCCAUCCUGGAGGAGGAGUGCAUGUUCCCCAAGGCGUCGGACAUGACCUUCAAGGCCAAGCUGUACGACAACCACCUGGGCAAGUCAGGCAACUUCGGCAAGCCGCGGAACAUCAAGGGGAAGCCGGAAGCGCAUUUCUCCCUCAUGCACUACGCCGGCACGGUGGACUACAACAUCCUGGGCUGGCUGCAGAAGAACAAGGACCCGCUCAAUGAGACGGUGGUGGGGCUCUACCAGAAAUCCGCCCUCAAACUCCUUGCCCUCCUCUUCGCCAACUAUGCGGGGGCUGACGCAGCCCAUGAUGGCGGGAAGGGGAAAGGAUCAAAGAAGAAGGGUUCAUCUUUCCAGACGGUGUCAGCGCUGCAUAGGGAGAACCUAAACAAGCUGAUGACAAACCUGCGCUCAACUCACCCCCACUUUGUCCGCUGCAUCAUCCCCAAUGAGAUCAAGGCUCCAGGGGUGAUGGACAACCCCCUGGUGAUGCACCAGCUGCGCUGCAACGGGGUGUUGGAGGGCAUCCGCAUCUGCAGGAAGGGCUUCCCCAACCGCAUCCUCUACGGAGACUUCAGACAGAGGUACCGUAUCCUGAACCCCGCGGCCAUCCCCGAGGGCCAGUUCAUCGACAGCCGCAAGGGGGCGGAAAAGCUGCUGGGCUCCCUCGAUAUCGACUCCAGUCAGUACAAAUUCGGGCACACCAAGGUGAGGGGGAGGAGCCUGUGGGGGACAGGAUCCCAGCUAGCCACACCUCUAGGGACCAGGGACCAUACG